Molecule: messenger RNA, 3623 nt
Organism: Anguilla anguilla (European eel)
Lineage: Eukaryota; Metazoa; Chordata; Actinopteri; Anguilliformes; Anguillidae
Product: serine/threonine-protein phosphatase 2B catalytic subunit alpha isoform-like
Exons: 14
Coding region: 249-1814 (521 amino acids)
Biological process (GO): calcineurin-NFAT signaling cascade
Cellular component (GO): calcineurin complex; cytoplasm; cytosol
Molecular function (GO): calmodulin-dependent protein phosphatase activity; calmodulin binding
Source: RefSeq, a predicted model, not a curated record
CUCUCUCUCUCUCUCUCUCUCUCCAUCCUCCCCCACACGGCAACCCAGCACAGUACAGCAGCAGCCCUGCAUCCUCCCUCCCCGGGUAGCAGAGCAGACAUCCCCAGCCUAGGUGGUGAGACACGGAGGAACACACCGAGUGAUGCUACUGCACCAACCGCUCCUCGCAUCAGCGAAAACACGCAGUGAAUAAAUCGCCACGUCUGCUGGAGGAAUAAAUAUAUUUUUUCUCGAGACAGCAACUGCCCAUGAAGAUGUCUAACGUUGAAAUGGUCAUAAACGCCUCUGAACGGGUGGUGAAAUCCGUGCCCUUCCCCCUGAGCCACCGCCUCUCCAUGAAGGAGGUGUUCGACUGCGAGGGGAAGCCGCGGGUGGACAUGCUGAAGGCGCACCUCACCAAGGAGGGCCGCGUGGAGGAGUCCGUCGCCCUGCGCAUCGUCACCGAGGGAGCGUCCAUCUUACGCAAGGAGAACACCAUGCUGGACAUCGAGGCGCCCGUCACAGUAUGCGGAGACAUCCACGGGCAGUUUUUUGACCUGAUGAAGUUGUUUGAAGUGGGGGGGUCCCCUGCCACAACACGGUACCUCUUCCUGGGAGACUACGUGGACCGGGGGUACUUCAGUAUCGAGUGUGUUUUGUACUUGUGGUCGCUGAAAAUGCUGUAUCCAAGGUCUCUAUUUCUGCUUCGGGGAAACCAUGAGUGCAGACAUCUGACAGAGUAUUUCACUUUCAAACAAGAAUGUAAAAUCAAGUAUUCAGAGCAGGUGUAUGACGCCUGUAUGGACGCGUUUGAUUGUCUUCCCCUGGCCGCCCUCAUGAAUCAGCAGUUCCUGUGCGUUCACGGUGGCCUCUCACCAGAAAUACACAACCUAGACGACAUUAAAAAGUUGGACAGGUUCAAGGAACCGCCUGCUUUCGGACCGAUGUGUGACCUGCUGUGGUCAGACCCUUUGGAGGACUUUGGAAAUGAGAAAACCCAGGAAUUCUUUAGCCACAACACAGUCAGGGGCUGCUCCUACUUCUACAGCUACCCUGCCGUGUGUGAGUUCCUACAGAAUAAUAACUUAUUAUCAGUCAUCCGAGCACACGAAGCACAAGAUGCCGGUUACAGGAUGUAUCGGAAGAGCCAAACCACCGGCUUUCCCUCUUUAAUAACCAUCUUCUCGGCACCAAACUACCUUGAUGUUUACAAUAAUAAAGCUGCAGUCCUCAAGUAUGAGAAUAAUGUGAUGAACAUCCGGCAGUUCAACUGCUCCCCCCACCCCUACUGGCUCCCCAACUUCAUGGACGUCUUCACCUGGUCCCUGCCUUUCGUCGGAGAGAAAGUUACAGAGAUGCUGGUCAACGUCUUGAGCAUUUGCUCCGACGAUGAGCUCAUGAACGACGGCGAGGAGAUCUUUGACGCCAAUGCAGCGGCAGCUCGGAAGGAGGUGAUCAGGAACAAGAUCCGGGCGAUUGGGAAGAUGGCAAAGAUGUUUUCAGUGCUGAGGGAGGAGAGCGAGAGCGUGCUGACACUGAAGGGCCUGACGCCCACUGGCAUGCUGCCCAGCGGGGCGCUCUCAGGGGGCAAGAAGACGCUGGAGAACGCCACCAUCCAAGCUAUAGAAGCCAUAGAGACGGAGCCUGAAGACGGAGAUGCGGUGCGGGGAUUCGCGCAGCACAAGAUCACCAGCUUCGAGGAGGCCAAGGGCCUGGACCGCAUCAACGAGCGCAUGCCCCCCCGCCGGGACACCGUCAACAACGUGGGACACUCCAUGGGCAAAAUGAACGUGUCGGAGCCCAACGGGACGGACGAUAACCGCAAUAUACAGUGAACCCCGCUGCCCCCACCCCCCCACCCCCCAAAACCCAACCCACCGCCCCCCCUUCCCACAGCCAGCGGUCAACCGUCCUCUGCUACCGCCAACACUACCUGCUCGUGUGUCACAACGCGGCUAAACCGUACACCAGUCCUCUCUGCUCUUCAAAGAAAAACCGAAAAAUUACUCUCAUUAUCUGCAACGACAAGAACAUCUUCAUCGACAGAAACGAACAAACUCUCGCUUGAAUAAUCUUUUUAAAGUAGGGAAAGCCGGUCUCCUUGUACAGGACACGGGACAGAAAGGUCGCUUUCGGUGUUUUUGACGGGGACGUUUCGCUCGUGGGGGAACUCGCUCUCUGACGGCGAAGCCCUCGUGUUCUGUCGAGAGGGGGAAAGGAUGGCAGAGUGAAGAAAGGGGAGGGGCGGGGUGGGAACAGGGGCAUGAAGAGGACAGGAAGUGCUCCCCUCCCACCCCCCCGGACUGCGUCAGCUGCUUCCUGUUCCCGUCCUCCCUCAGUCAGAUGGGGGUUUUGCAGGUUAUAGAUGGUUCUCUCACAAAUUCUCUCACUUAAUCAUGACAUAUUGGAGAGGGGAGUUUCGACAGUAUUUGCUCCAUAUAUAUUACAAUUUUAAUUAACGAUUCAAUUCAUAAUAUCUUAUACAAAAAUGAUCUUGCUAUUAAACAUGUUUUGCUACUAGUAUCAAUAAAUAAAAAUGACAAAAACGGUAUCUUAUUUAUAAAAGAAGGACAUUUAAAUAUGCGUAAAAUGUACGACUAUUUGCAAUGCAAUCCUACCUGAGAAAUUUUCUUUUUCUUUUUUUAAUUUUGUUUUUGUAAAAUGCCAUGAACCCAGGGGUGAGGCUUUGAGUGCUAAGCUGUGCACUCUACAGCGAAGCCAUUGGCGGCCAUGUUGCUCCGAGUUCAUACUGCGGUCUUAGUUCUGAUUCAGCCUUGCCACCACAUAUUUAACUGUUUCUCACUUGCCUGUAAUCAAAAAGAAAAAAAAAAACACACACGGUAUGUGUUGCUAAAGGAGUUUACCAGUUCAGUAAAAAGGUAACCAAACUGAAGACAAUAACUUGUACAGCAUCUAAAGAAGGCAUCAGUGCAUGCGGUUAAGUUCCUUACUGAUAUGUGAAAUUAUAUUUGUGCUGUGUUUCAAUAUAGUAGGUCUGAAUUAUUUCCCUCUUUAAAUUAAAUUUGUAAGGUUCUAUAUUGUUUUUUUAUAUGAUUUUUUAAAAAAAGAUUCAUAUUUUUCAUUUAUUUUUUCAUGAUUUUUUUCAUCAUUAUUUUCUUAUUUUUUUCCAUUUAAUUGCAUUUCAUUUUAAGUUAUGUUAUUGCUGUACAGCCACUGAAGCUCUUUCUAAGGUGUGAAACCUUGUGUUGUUUUUCUUCUGUUCUUCUUUCAUUGUACAGAAAUUGUUCAGUAGUGUGAAUGAACUUGUCAUUCAGACUGCCAAAGCAUGAUCGCAUGGUGUAAUGAAAUGUAAACAAUCGGACCUGGGCCGCGUGUCUCACUUUUAAAGGGGAAAACUAUAUUCGAAUUAUAAUUAUUGAUGAUAUUCUUAUUCUUAUAAUUAAGCUUUUUAAUUUAAAUUUUUUGUUUAUUUUAUUUUUUCCCUUAACUGUUAUCUGAUCCUUGUUUGGUCUCGCCGUGUUUACGUUGAAAAAGGAAUUUCAAUUUGUGGCAUUUUUCUGGUAUGUUUCCUCUGGAAGGGCAUUUUGGCAUUCUUCUUCCCAAACAGCACACACACACACUGUAAGCAUGACUUUUGGGACCAAUCACUUUUUUACUCUUGAAUAAAAUAUGCAUGAGCCAUG